GCUGGCUAUAAGCGGAUAGAAGUCGACGAAUGCGGUGAAUGGCAACUAAACCAACGACGAAAUGGAGGAGAUAAAAGGCUCUCCUGACUAUAACUGGUUCAGAAGUACGGUGCCCCUGAAGAGGCAGGGUAUUUUGCCACCACAAUGGAUUUAUGGUCAAGCUACACCGUGGAGCCGUAUAUAAGCCUCACGUUGCAUUACAUCGAUGCAGAAUUCACCAUGAAGACAAAAUGUCUCCAAACUGCAUUUUUCCCUGAAGACCACUCAGGGUUAAACAUCGCCGAUGGUCUGAGGCAAGCGCUGGCUGCAUGGGAUUUAAAGGAGGGGAACCUCGUGUGCAUUACUACUGACAAUGCCUCAAACGUCAAGCUGGCAGCUGAACUCAAUGGCUGGAUAAGGCUGCAGUGCUUCGGGCACAGACUCCACUUGGCCGUAGAGAAUGCAGUGAAGGACCACAGGAUUGACCGUGCGAUGGGGGUCUGUAAAAAAGUGGUCAGCACCUUCUCCUACAGUUGGAGAAAAAAGAGGGAGCUAAAAGAAGCCCAGAAGGAGCAGAAUCUGCCUGAACGCACCCUGAAGACAGUGUCCCACCAGAUGGGGAUCUCAGCAGGCCAUGAUUAGGAGGGUCCUCGAGCAGCAGAAGGCCAUCACCCAGGUCCUCUCCAAUGACCGGAAAACCAGACAUCUCACCCCCUCAUGGCAGGACAUCGAAGUACUAGAGGCCAUCAAGAAGUCACUAAGCCCUCUGGUUGAGUUUACAGAUGCACUUUCUGGGGAGCAGUAUGUGAGUGUAUCUUUUGUGAAGCCAACUCUCCACCUCUUCAGCACAUCCAUAUUGGCAGUACAGGAGGAUGACACAGACCUUUCCAAGUGCAUUAAACAGAAGAUCGUGGAUUACCUCAAAGAUAAAUAUGACAACGCACCAACACAAGAGCUGCUCGACAUGGCCUCUGCCCUGGACCCAAGGUUCAAGCUCAAAUAUGUGACUGAAGAGAAUGGAGGCUCAAUUGAAGCCGGACUGACAUCUGAAAUGAAGACUGUCAUGGAGAGGGCCCUUCUUGAGCCAGCCAUGAUGCUUGCUGACAACACUGAUGCUGCUACUGCUGGUGGAGCACGAAAGAAGAAGAGGGGCCUGGGCAGCUUUUUCAAAGCCACCAAAGACACAGCUCCAGGACCUGCUGCUCCUCAACCAGACCAGGCCAUAGCUUUUGAGCUUCAGUCCUACCUCCGGGCAGGUCACUGGACACUGAGGCCGACCCACUGGAGUGGUGGAAAGUAUCACAGAAACUCUACUCAUGGCUCUCCAAACUGGCUAGGAAAUAUCUUUGCAUCCCAGCCACAAGUGCUUCUUGGAAUACUCAUUUUGGCCACAAGUGUGCCACUACCUCAAGUUAUAGUUUACAUGUUAACAGUUUUAAUAUUGAUACUCAUUAUAACAAAGCAUGUUAAAUAGUUAUUGCAGUAGGUUGUGGCUAUGAGUGCACUGAAGCAUAGUUGGGGAUAUUUAUUUUUAUUUGUUGUUUUUGCAUAUUACUAUUACUAUUUUUUAUUUAUUAUUAUAUUGUUUUACUUGAUUUUAAUUUAUUUCUUAU
Lampris incognitus (smalleye Pacific opah) is the source of this 1592-nucleotide messenger RNA. It is a transcript of the gene spg21, whose product is annotated as SPG21 abhydrolase domain containing, maspardin. NCBI's taxonomy places the organism in Eukaryota, Metazoa, Chordata, Actinopteri, Lampriformes, Lampridae. Gene Ontology annotation, molecular function: CD4 receptor binding. Bases 614 to 1453 code for a protein of 279 amino acids. Gene Ontology annotation, cellular component: cytosol; trans-Golgi network transport vesicle. The record is from RefSeq and is a predicted model, not a curated record. The transcript has 5 exons.